AUGUCUUCCUCAAUAACCGAUCUCCUUAAAAUAGAAUUGACCUUGGAAUACGAGUCUGUACUUACUGCCGAACACGAGGUAGAAUCCUUUCUCCUUUUCACUCAGGACAUCCCCACAGGUAAUCUGGGGUUCAUCGAUUCUCGCGCAGCCACAGUGGAUGUAUCGAUCCGAGACAAUGAAUACACUAUCCACCAAUCCCCAACCUUACUCUCCUCAUCUCGUGCUGGAGGUACUACUGGAGCCGUCCUUUGGAAAAUCACACCUCUCUUCGCAGAAUGGAUCUCAAACCCCACAAACCCCCUAUGGAAAACCUCAUUCCUUACCCAAGACUCCAUAGUCACAGAACUAGGAUGCGGCAUCUCAGCCCUAAUCCCCUUAACACUGGCCCCAUCAAUCCAGCACUACAUCGCCACAGACCAAGAAUACGUACGCCGCUACUUCCGCACAAACCUCGACGAGAACGCCAAUGCCACCUCAAAAUCCAAGGGGAAAUCAAAAGGUGCCGCUAAGAAUAAGAGUAAAAAGCAAGGGUCUACGAAAGGUGCAUCUGCGUCUGCAUCUGCAGUAUCAAACUUAACCUCAAACUCAAAUAUCAUCUUUACGACUCUGGACUGGGAACUUGAUCAGCCGGCUUUACUGAAACAAUGUAUUCAGGAGUCCUCGGAUGAUGAUGAUGAUGAUGAUGAUAAGGGCUUUGAUCUUCUUCUUUCGUGUGAUUGUAUUUAUAAUGAUGCUCUCAUUACGCCCCUUGUCUCUACUUGCGCGGAGAUUUGUCGCCUACGGCCGGUGUAUACGUCGACUGCAGAGACAGAGAGACAGGGCUCGAAGCCGACGGUUUGUAUUGUUGCGCAGCAGCAGCGGGCACCGGAGGUAUUUGAGUCUUGGUUGAGAGAGACAUUGAGGGAGUUUCGGGUUUGGAGGAUUAGUGAUGAGGUGCUUGGGGAUGGGUUGAAGGGGUGGAAGUGGAUAUUUGGUGCAUUUACUUCUGGUCAGGGAGAAGUGAAUGCAGCU
This is a messenger RNA of Penicillium malachiteum, 1011 nucleotides long. Its product is annotated as S-adenosylmethionine-dependent methyltransferase. The record is from RefSeq and is a predicted model, not a curated record. The transcript has 3 exons. Lineage: Eukaryota; Fungi; Ascomycota; Eurotiomycetes; Eurotiales; Aspergillaceae. The annotation marks the transcript as partial.